AUGCUGGCUCCAGGCGAGGCCUGCCUUGGGGCCCCGGGGCGGUGCCCGAUGGCGGCGGAGCUGCUGGCCCCGCCCACGGGGCCGGCCCGCCUGGCGCCGACCCUCGCGUUGGCGAGUCCGCCGAAGGCGAGGGGCCGAGGCCCCCGCGGCGCCGCGGCCCGGAGGGCCAGGCUCGGCGGCGGCGCCCGCAGUGCCGCUGCUGGCGGCGGCGCUCGCCGCGCAGCACCGGCGGGCGCGGCGCGGCGCAGGCGGCGCGCGGCCGCGGGUGCGGCGGCGCGCGACCGAGACCGGCGGCGCGCCUUCUGUCCUUCUCACAUCAAUGUUUCCAGUAUCCAGUUCGGCGGCAGGGCCCGUAAUUACGACUGGCCGCCGAAGAAGACCACGUUCAAUCAGGCGGAGCAAGACGACGAUGGGAAGACUACACUGGUGCCAGAGGGUAGGACAAACGAGAGAAUGUCGAAGGAGAUUACCACUGUCGACCGCUGGCCGUUCUACGAGGUUGCCUUGUCGAACGUCCCAGAGGUGGAUCAGGACCUGCUCAAGCAGUACCGGAUCCUGGACCUCUCUGAUAACUGCUUGAGGGCGUUCAUGAUGAGCAAUCGCUGGGAGCUCGUCAACGCAGGGAGGUCUGCCGGCUUCGACAGGAAGGGCAUCGCGGCGAUCAGCAGCGCGAAGGUGGCCGUGCCGGCCCUGAACCGCAUCCUGAACGGGCUGGGCAUCUGGCAGAAUUGGCUGACGGCGGCUGCGGGCAGGGAAGUUACUCGGGAGUUCUUCGAGCAGUUCGCCGCCGAGAAGGGCGCCGACGAGGAUUCGGCGGCCGAGAUGCGGGCGAUCCUCUUCGGCGAGGACGCGGCAGAGGCGGCCGUCCGGGUCACUGCCCUCAUCGGGAAUCAGAAGGGCGCCGGGCUCGCCGUCUGGGCGCUGGAGCCGGGCAGCAGGAGCGCGAGGCUGGACCUCUGCCUGGGCGAGGACUGCCUCGCGGAAGGGCCUGACGUCGAGGUGGCGUUGCUGCGGGUGGUGGCCUCCGAGGCCAGGAAGCAGGGGGCGGAUCAGCUGCUGCGCGGCCGCGCCAGAGGAGGGGAAGCUGUUCCCUCCGGCGUCCUUCAAGAGGUUGGGACUGACCGCGGUGCCUGCUGCCACGAGAGGAUGGAAGAUCGACCUGGGGGACGACGCCGAGGAGACCGACUGGAACGUCUCCAAGGAGCUAGAAGAUUUCGAAGACGAGGAGAAGUGGAUGAAGCUCAACCGCUUGCGUGA
Messenger RNA from Prorocentrum cordatum, 1257 nucleotides. The record is from the annotation of a GenBank genome assembly. NCBI's taxonomy places the organism in Eukaryota, Dinophyceae, Prorocentrales, Prorocentraceae.